GGCAAACCAACCUUACACGAUGUUUUUAAACAAAAAGUUUAAAGUUAUUUUCACUGUACUAUAAGAAUUUUCAAUUUUUACAAAAAUGGUAGGUAAUUAAAAUAUGUUAAAAUGCAAUCACAAAAAUAUCUUCAGUUAACUUUGGCAAUAAUUAAACCACAUAUUGUUAAAUCUCCUUUUGUGCUUCAGAAAAUUCGAGAUUUAAUAAUUGACAAUAAUUUAAAAAUUGUCAGAUCACGCAGGACAAUAAUUACACAGAAAGAGGCGGAAUUAUUUUAUGAAGAACAUAAAGAAAAAUUUUUUUACAAUCGUCUUUUAACAUUUAUGUGUAGUGGUCCAUCAGAUAUUCAUAUUUUAGCAGAUCAUAAUGCUAUUGCUAAAUGGAGAAAUUUAAUGGGUCCUACAAAAGUAUACGAGGCACAAUAUAUUGCCCCUAAUACAAUUCGAGGAAUGUUUGGUUUAUCAGAUACAAGAAAUGCCACACAUGGUUCUGAUUCGGUGAAAUCUGCUGAGAGAGAAAUAGGAAUAUUCUUUAAAAACUUUGAUUUACAAAAAUGGUAUCAAUAUGAGGAAAAAUAUUACAAUUUAGGUCAAGUUCACUUUGACCCAAUAGCAUUUUUACAUACUAUUGAUCAAAAAUUUAUGAACAGUAAUAAAGGACAAAUUAUAAAGUGAAUAUUGCAAAUAGAGUACCUGAUUUUUAUAAUUUAAUAGAUAUUUAAAAAUAUAGACAAAAAAAUUGUAGACUUUCAGAUAAAUAUAUACUCAAUUUGACGAAAUGGUAAAGCUCCAUUGAAAAAUGAGAAAAACACUUGUGGAGCUUUUUUGUUGUUUCUUAUAGAUUAUGUUACACCCUCUGUAACCUUAUUUAAGAAAAUAAUAAUUUAAGCAUUCAUUUUUACAUAAA
Molecule: messenger RNA, 907 nt
Organism: Apis mellifera (honey bee)
Lineage: Eukaryota; Metazoa; Arthropoda; Insecta; Hymenoptera; Apidae
Product: nucleoside diphosphate kinase 6
Exons: 4
Coding region: 112-675 (187 amino acids)
Biological process (GO): UTP biosynthetic process; CTP biosynthetic process; GTP biosynthetic process
Molecular function (GO): nucleoside diphosphate kinase activity
Source: RefSeq, a predicted model, not a curated record